Macroventuria anomochaeta is the source of this 1831-nucleotide messenger RNA. RefSeq lists its product as uncharacterized. NCBI's taxonomy places the organism in Eukaryota, Fungi, Ascomycota, Dothideomycetes, Pleosporales, Didymellaceae. The record is from RefSeq and is a predicted model, not a curated record. Gene Ontology annotation, cellular component: cytosol. The transcript has 2 exons. Gene Ontology annotation, biological process: protein import into peroxisome matrix. Bases 130 to 1416 code for a protein of 428 amino acids.
GAGGAUCCGUCUGAGUUCUUCACCAUGAUCUUCGGUGGAGAGGCCUUUGUGGACUGGUAUGAGGCUCCUGGAGAGUUGCUGGUCUAGGGCAGGGAGACUAACAGGCAUAGGAUCGGCGAGAUCUCGCUCAUGAAGGACCUCACCAAGACCAUGGAGAUCUCCAUGCGCGAGAUGGAGGAGCAGGAAGCCGCCGAGGCCGAAGCUGCACGAGCAGAAGCUGCCGCUGGCGGCUCUGCCUCUACCGCCGCCGGCCAAACGGCUGGCACAACGCCUGCAGCUGGCGCGUCGACCGCGACCGCGACCGCGACCGCGACCGCGACGGAUGCGACCGAGCCCACUGCUGGCGCCAAAGCAAAGGAGGCCGAAGCCGCAGCAGAGCGUGCUGCAGCCCAACACGGUGGUGAUGCGCCGCCAGCAUACGCUGCACCACCGCCUGCGUACGCCGAACCCGCCGCUGAUACCCCUUCGACCGUCCCACCUGCCGCUGCUGCAGGUACCUCGUCCGGCACAAGCACACCCAGGCAACGCGGUAUCCCAAUCCGGCCUGCCAUCAUGGACAAGACCGAGGAGGACGCACGCAUGGAAGCAGCAAACAUGACCGACGCCGAGAAGGAACUAAGGAACAAGGAGAAGAACAAGAAGGGCGGUCUCACAAAAGAGCAGCGCGAGGAGCUCGCAGCAUACGAGCUGGAGCGUAAGAAGAUCCGCGACGAGCGCGUCUCCAACCUGUCCAAGAAGCUCACCGAGCGCAUCUCGCUAUGGACUGAGACCGACAAGGCCACAGACGUCACCAAAGCCUUCAAGGACAAGAUCGCCCUCGAGAUCGAGAACCUAAAGAUGGAAUCCUUCGGUCUGGAGAUCCUGCACGCCAUCGGCGCAACAUACCUCAUGAAAGCCUCCUCGUUCCUGAAAUCGCAGAAAUUCCUCGGCAUCUCCGGCUUCUUUAGCCGCAUCAAGGACAAGGGCACACUGGUCAAAGACACAUGGAACACCAUGAGCGCCGCGAUCGACGCACAGCUCACCAUGGAGGAGAUGGCGAAGCUGGAAGAGCAGGGCGGCGAGGGCUGGACAGACGAGAAGAAGGCUGAGUACGAGAAGAAGGUCACGGGCAAGAUCCUGGCGGCCGCUUGGAGGGGAAGCAAGUUCGAGAUCCAAAGCGUGCUGAGAGAUGUCUGCGAUCAGGUGCUUAACGAUAAGAAGGUCAAGCUGGAGAAGCGCGUAGAGAGGGCGCAUGCUCUUGUAAUCAUCGGUGAGAUGUGCCAGAAGGCCGAGCGUGACCCCGAAGAAGAAGGCGAUUUCAUGGCCUUCGAACAGCUGAUGGCCGAAGCCGCCGCAAAGAAAGAGAGCAAGCACGACAAGAAGGAAAAACACAAGCACCACCACGACAAGAAGGAGAAGGAGAAGGAGAAAGCAUAGGAGCUGCCUCCGUAUCGUCCGUGAUUCUUCUUCUUGUUACAUACUUCGUGAUAUCCAUAGAUUCCAUUCGAGACGGCCUGAAUUGGAAUACAGAAACCGGGAGCGGUCGGAGCAUAAGCGUAUACUACCCCAACGUUAUCUUGUUUCAUGUCAGUCCUAAAGUCAUCGUCUCAACAGCGAACGGCAGACAAGAGCCGGUCCUCUCGAACAGAACAUCUUAGUACAGUCCCGUGCAAGUCCAAGUCAAUAUCACAAAGCAACCAACGUCAAAAGAUAAAGUGAAGGCUGAAGGGAUAGAGACACGGAGCAUGGGUAGAAGUGACAGUUCUACACCAAAAAAAAAGCUGAGCACUAAAACGAAUGCAUUAUUGCUGACUACCAGACCAGACCGCUACUUGGUCCAGUCUCAGAAUCG